AGCUCAGCAGGUUAAUGCUUUGUAAGAUACGCCAAAGAUCUUUGAUGAUUCCGGGCAUUAUCUGCAGCCAACCAUAACCCGAUCGCCCCGAAGCAAAUAAAUCGGUAGAGAAGUAACCAUGGUGGACUUCCAGGUCCUGCCAAUUAAUCUGGCGUACUGUGGCAAGUGUUGCGCAAAAUGCUGCGAGAACAAUGGCAGGCUCCUCAAGUGUACAAGCUGCAAGCAGGCUUUCUAUUGUUCGAAAGACUGCCAGAAGUCGGACUGGAAAAAGCACAAGGUCGAGUGCAAGCUGCUUAAGGCAUUCAAAGCUGGGUAUGACAUCCUCCCUGGGUCUCCUGCUGAUCGACAGACGAAAGCGCACAACUUUCUCCAAUCCGUCCCACUUCUACUUAUGGGCGGAUCUGAUCCCAACCUUCCCACGAUGGAACAGUUCGAAAAGGCCGACACUGCUCGUUUCAUUGGUUUUGCGACAUGCAGAGCCUGUUCCAUUUGUCUCAAGAAUGAUUUCCAAAGCCCAGCUGCUAUCAUUGAUUGGAAAUGCUGUCCUCAAUGUAACUAUGGCUGGUGCUGUGGCGAACAACACUGGCAGGAAUACAGUGGUCGCCACACAACGGAGAUUUGCCAAAAAUACCAACAAGCAACGGCCAUUGCCUUAUUCAAAUUCAAGCAUAUUGUAAACUUCAACGAGAAUUUUCUCGCCAUGCCACAAAGACCACAACGAGAUUCUCCCACUGCCUUUCCCACCAACUGGGAAGCAUACUUUCAACUUAGGUUUGCCGAGGACUACAGACCAAACGAUUAUGUGCCUGGAUUCUACGCUGCAUCAACAUCGCUCCUGUCCCAGCCAGUUACAUGCCUCUAUGCCAUGUUCAAGUACGGAAAAGAGCACUUUAUCACGAAGAAAGAACUCACCAUUCACAUUGUUGGAGCUGACACUUAUGAGGUUCCAGCGACUCAUGUUUGGGAAGAGAUUCUACAUUUUCUGCCACAGGUGCAAACACUGACGAUUCAAUUUGUGGGUCCGGCAGCUUGCAAGUCAAUCAAGCCUCCAACUCAGGAAUAUCCGACAAAAACCCAUGAGCCUUGCCCUGAUUGUCAGGCACGGCGUAGAGAGCGACAAGUAGGCAUGUUUGGAUACACGUACCAUGAGUACGAACAACUCUAUCUCCAAACACAUCGUCACAACAAACCUGAUCUGAUUGUGGCAUUUAACUCUGGCAUUCAUGAAGUUGAUACGGAGAGUUGGAAGACUAGUUUGCAAGUCAUUCUAGGUCUCAAUGUCCCCACCUACUUCACCUCAUACAAUGAAUCGGAAGCCGUGAAGGAUUUGGCCUUGCUAAGGGAGCAAAAUGCCAACUUACUGCAGGAGAAUGUCAAGCAGAAUCCAUUCGGCGAAAAUUUUUGGACAAUCGAAGCUCCAUCCUUGGAAAUGGGUGUGGACAAGUUUUUUGCCUGUAACAUGUACGGGACUUUGUUCUGCGGAAGAAGCAGUUAAGAGCGAGAAUCGAAUCCAAGACUUGGAUUGCGACGUAGAGGUAUGAUUGGUCCUUAUCAGAACCCUCUGUCCCACCGAACCUUGCCCUGAGUUUCAUCUCAUGUUUACCCCCUCCGAAGCUAAGCCCCCCGCCGGCUUUCUGGCAGUAGCAGCCAACUAAUAAGUAAUCCUGGGACGAAGUACUACAUAGAAGAGAGUAUCAAAGCUGUU
This is a messenger RNA of Seminavis robusta, 1705 nucleotides long. The record is from the annotation of a GenBank genome assembly. NCBI's taxonomy places the organism in Eukaryota, Bacillariophyta, Bacillariophyceae, Naviculales, Naviculaceae.